GGCUCGGCCAUGGGCUCGGCGCUGCUCCGGCCGCCCUAUCAUAUCUCUUUAAAUGCGAAGGAGCCGCUGCGCUCUGCGCUCUGCGUGUGUGCGUGUGUGCGCGCGCGCGGAGGAGAAAUGACGAGACAGAGAGGGCCACUCUGCUGUGGAGGAGGACGGGGCGACUGACAGAAACCACAACGGACGACGAAAUCUGCUGCGCUCGGACGUUUCUCGCGUCUGCGGCUCAUCGCGUCCCCCCGCCUCCGACCGCCUCGUCCGGAUCGUGGACCCGGCCGCUCCUCGUGAAUGCGCGCGCUCGGCGGGCGCAUCUCUCGCCUCCUGGCAGGACGUGACGGGCAGGGCGGCCGCCUCCUCGUUCUUUAUUUCACCCUCUCCUGCGCCGCGACACUGAGGGAAACCAACGCGAUCGGGAGGCAGCAGCCAUAACAGCGCGCCGAUCAUGGAUUAACGCCCGAGUGGAUUUUUCAUCUGAGAGGUUCCCAAUGUUGAACAUGUCCACCCCCAGCGAGCUGAAGUCUGCCUGUGUGACUCGCAACGGAAUGGUGAAGUUGCCCCCCAGCCAGCCCAACGGUCUGGGUAGUGCAAGUAUCACCAAAGGGACACCUGCUGCCAAGAACCGCCUGUGCCAGUCCUCCUCGGUACCCUCCAUCCUGCCUCCUCCACCAUCCUCCCUUCCCUACCACCACCACCUGGAUGGCAUGCCCCACUCUGCGGCCUCUCUCUUGGGCUCUGACCUAGAGCCUGGAAAGCCUCUGGUAGGCUUGAAGUCGGCCCUUCGCCAUCUUCCCCCUCUCACUCUACCCAAACCCAUGCUGCUAGAGCGCCAACUUGUCCUGGAUGAGAAGCUGCUCAACCGACUGCUCUGGUACUUCACCACAUGUGAAAAAUGUGUGUUGGCGCAGGUAUGCAAGACAUGGCGCAAGGUUCUAUAUCAGCCCAAGUUCUGGGAGGGCGUGACACCGAUCUUGCAUGCCAAGGAGUUGUACACCCUGCUGCCCAAUGGAGAGAAGGAGUUUGUCAGCCUACAGGCUUUCGCCCUGCGUGGCUUCCAGUCCUUCUGCCUGGUGGGCGUGUCAGACCUGGACAUUUGUGAGUUCAUCGACAAUUACCCACUAUCCAAGAAGGGUGUCCGCUCAGUCAGCCUCAAGAGGUCCACCAUCACAGAUGCCGGAUUGGAGGUCAUGUUGGAGCAAAUGCAAGGCCUGAUGCACCUCGAACUGUCCGGCUGCAACGACUUCACGGAGGCGGGCCUGUGGUCCAGCCUGAACGCUCGGCUAACGUCGCUCAGCGUCAGUGACUGCAUCAAUGUGGCAGAUGACGCCAUCGCUGCUAUCUCACAGCUCCUGCCCAACCUAUCAGAGCUGAGCCUGCAGGCUUACCAUGUCACGGACACAGCCAUGGCCUACUUCACAGCCAAACAGGGCUACACCACUCACACCCUGCGGCUACACUCCUGCUGGGAGAUCACCAAUCACGGUGUGGUCAACAUGGUGCACAGCCUCCCCAACCUGACGGCCCUCAGCCUCUCCGGCUGCUCCAAGAUCACCGACGACGGCGUGGAGCUGGUCGCAGAGAACCUGCGCAAGCUGCGCAGCCUGGACUUAUCCUGGUGCCCUCGGAUCACGGACAUGGCCCUGGAGUACAUCGCCUGUGACCUGCACAAACUGGAAGAGCUGGUGCUGGACAGGUGUGUGCGGAUUACAGACACUGGUUUAGGAUACUUGUCCACCAUGUCGUCAUUAAGGAGCCUCUAUCUGCGUUGGUGCUGUCAGGUGCAGGAUUUCGGACUGCAGCACUUGUUUGGAAUGAGGGGUCUUCGUCUUCUGUCGCUUGCAGGCUGCCCCCUGCUGACCACCACUGGACUGUCGGGCCUCAUCCAGCUGCAGGACCUGGAGGAGCUGGAGCUGACCAACUGCCCCGGAGCCACCGCGGAGCUCUUCAAAUACUACUCCCAGCACCUGCCCCGCUGCAUGGUCAUCGAGUAAGACCGCUGACCCCACCCCCCCCCCCCCCCCACCGACCGACUGGCCGACCAACCGCCAUGCUUCAACCUUCCUCCUCUUUACUCUUCCUCACCCUCCCCCCCUCCCCCCAAUGCUAACCAGGAGACUGAACUGAUCCGACAACACCACACCACCCCCCUCAUCACCUGCCCCUCGACCUCACGUCUUCCUCCACACCCACUGAGAGGACCGACCCGCCGGCGGACAGGGAGGCAGGAGGGCAGAGGAUUGGACAUGCCACACCCGGAGGAUGACGGGACGGCAUUUGAGCUUCACUGAAGAAGAUGUCGGAGGGAAGAGCUUGGCGUGACGUCUUGUCUGACAACAAGUUUCUUUUUCAGAAUCGACGAAAGGCUUCUGUUUGUGGAGGAGAGCUCCUGUACAGACUGAUUUAUUUUUUUCCAGCUGAAUGGAUACUGAAGGGAAUAUUAUUUACAGAUAAAUAUGCAGAGUAAAGAUAUUGGGAAAAGGGAAAUAAGACUUGAGUGUUUGAGCUGAUAUGGUGGAACUGGCUCACACACAUACUGAAUAUGGUAUGGUGAACAAAUGAGUACUGAUAUUUCUAUUUCCCUCCCUCUGUGUGAUGAACUGCUGCUUUUCUUUUCCUCAGACGGUAUCACAGGUUGACUUGUCUUCGUGUAGGGAGCUGGAGGAACAGGAACAUUUCAGAAAGUGAAGGACAGGGAUGGGACAUCUCUUUUUCUCUGCGUGGUGUGGGUCAUUGACACGCAGCUUUUUGGGAUACCACCAACCUUUUCCAUUUUUAGUUCACGUCUUAUCAGAAAUCGAAAAAGGAGAAAAGUGAAGAAAAAGAACCCUACAAGAACUGUUUACAUUGUUAUAUUUUUGCGUUGGAAUUGCACGCUAGAUUGGCUUAUUGUUUCUCUCCUCUCUUCAUUUUUUGUAUAAAUUAUUAUUUAAUUUACAAAUCUGCUGGAGAAGCAGUCAUGAACUAUGAAUGUUGUGUUUUUGAAAGGGGAGUCGUGUUGCCGAGGCAGUGCAUCAUGAAGCAGGCAGUCUAACAAGAGUGUUCCACUUUCUGCUGAGGUUACUGACAUGAUGGAUAGAUAUUAAUCAUAAAUAGAAAAGAAGGCAGAUGUGGGGCUUCAACUUAUAUACUAAUCAAUAACCAGGGAGUUGGGUUGGUGAGGUUUUGUCCAAAACGGGGUGCACAUGUUUGAAUUGGAAUCAAAAUCAUUAUUCCUUUCCAUCUUUUAGAAUCUGACGGAAACACAUUCUGCUGAAUCUGCUCAUUCCUUGUGUCCUCCAUGGUCAGAUUACCUCAACGGUCAAAUGUGGAGGCCAUGGGGUUCCUGUGUUUAUUAAUAUUGUGGAAUGAACGAGAGCCCGGGACCCUUGUAAUCUCGCAGUUGGGGAUUUUACAGUUUUUCCUAUGGACCCAGAGUCAGAGGAACUUUUGGUUUAGUAUCGCUUAUAUCUGGGAAAUGUGGCCACGUGGCCACAGAUGAUCAGACGCAAACCUCAACACGAUUAACCGAACCUAAGUUGCAAUAGACAACAGCUCAGAAGAAUAUAUUGUAAUAAAUUAGAUUAUUCCUUAGAGAGACCUCAGAUUUCAUACACAUCCACAAACUGAGCGAAACUUCACAGACAAAAGGUUCUGUCUGAUUCUGGGUCGGAGGGGAAAAACAACCAAAGAAUUUAUUAACAAUGGAAAUAAGGAGGAAGGUCCUUUCCCACCAUCUGAUAUCUACAGCAGAGGGGAUGGAUGAGCCCGGCGGUGAGCGACUGAAGGCUUGUCGUCGUUUGUGUUAGUUUGUGCCAAAUGCAGCCGCUGCACCGACCCAGAACACGGCAGAUCGUGCAUGUUUUUCAGUUGGGUCUGCCUCUCUGUUUCGAGAAGGCUCGUUUUAGACGAUGCUCCGCAUCUCUUCGUUGUACAUAAAUUUAUUUAUUUAUUUAUUUAUUUAUCCAUGUAUUUAUGUAUGCAUUAAUAUAUUUUUUUUUGUCCAAUUCAUGUGAUUUAUUUAUCAAAGAGACAUUUUUUUUCAAGGGUUUUAUUUUAUGGAACUUGAAUAAGCUAGUGCAUUCAUUGUUUUUGUUGUUGUUGUUGUUGUUUUUUUAAAUUUCAUUUUCAACGACUUUCUGACAUGUGAAAUAACCUUCAUCUCACACAUUUGACAUGCUCUCUUUUAGACUCCAUCAUAAAUUCCUCAUAAUGUUCCAAGAGUAUAUUUUCCUCCGUGUCAGAUUCUUUAGCACCGUGUCAUCACUAAGAACAGGGGGGGCAAACAGCCUGCCGUCUCUGUCGCGGCGAACCAGUGUUUACAAUGUCUGCUGAAAUCUGAUGUGACAAUGUGGAGGAUGAGGUUGUGUGGAAGCUUCUCACUGGCAAGACGAUCCAACCCAAACAAAUCUGGACCGGUCCUGAGUAUUAUCCAGCUGCAGCAGCUUCAGCGCGAGCUCUGUGCUCACUAGCUUUGGGUUUGGGUGAGCUCACUACUGCGUCUGGACCUUUAUGGUGGUGCACAAUACUGUACAUACAAGGAGUGUGCUGAUAUGGGUUGGUAUGUUUUCAUUAUAAAUAAUUCAAGAGGUAUCGGACUUCAUUCAUUGACUGUAUCCAUCCACUCGAAUUGGAGGAAGGAACUGUACGAGACCUGUAGCCAAGACUUACAUUGUUUUCACUUCUGGAGUUAUUAUCAGUCGGCUACAGCCGAGUUCUAGUUUGUCGGAAUUCAACACCUGAAAUACAUAAUCAGAAAGAGAAUUGAUUUGUAUUCAUAUGAAAUGUUGUUUUUGAUAACUGAAUGAAAUUGGUUGUCGCAAAAAGUUGAAGCCAACGGGCUGAAUUUCUGUUGAUUCACCUCAAAACUCAAGUGACGUAAAAUGUCAAAUCCUGCGGGCUUGUUUGUAAUGAAUUGAUAAACUCUCAAACCCUGACUCAAAUUUGACUAGUGAGUAAUACUUUCAGUGUUUCCGCUUUGAAAGAGCCCCUGAAUGAUUCAAUUAUAAGUUUGCAUAUCAUGAACUGUGACAUGUACAGUCACGCGUUUCUCAACUUCAAGUGACAGACUUGAACCUGCCUGAGGUAUAAUCUACGAUACAUUUUCUAAGGUAAAUAAUUCCUGUAAUGUCUACUACUGUCUGCAGUCUUUGGUCUACAUCUGUCACCGUUUUGUUACAACCCUUGUACAGCACAAAUUUAAGAAAGCAGUCAAAUAAAUACUGACAGUUUACUGACAA
Molecule: messenger RNA, 5213 nt
Organism: Scophthalmus maximus (turbot)
Lineage: Eukaryota; Metazoa; Chordata; Actinopteri; Pleuronectiformes; Scophthalmidae
Gene: fbxl16
Product: F-box and leucine-rich repeat protein 16
Exons: 7
Coding region: 486-1988 (500 amino acids)
Biological process (GO): SCF-dependent proteasomal ubiquitin-dependent protein catabolic process
Cellular component (GO): SCF ubiquitin ligase complex
Molecular function (GO): protein binding
Source: RefSeq, a predicted model, not a curated record